UCGAGAGUUCGAGCCUCUCUCACCCCAAAGUCUUUUUGUUUUAAAUUAUUACUAUUAUUUUCCUUUUCGUUUUUUGCCCUAAAAUUUUCAAAUAUUUUGCGCCAAAAUUAUAAUACAAAUUGGCAUAAAUUCCAUUUUCAAGAAAAAUUUGGCCCAAGAAGAUGAAAAAACAACCUGAAAUUCUACCAUUAGGACAACGUUCAAUUGCUUCAACUUUCCUUUUUCGUUCUCCAAAUCAGUCUACUGGUUGUGAGAAGAAAGUGGAAAGCAAAGCUGCCAAUCAAAAGGGUUCAAGCAUAUCUCUAUCUGACUUCCUCAGCAAAAAAUUGCACAAAAGUCCUGUUUUGCCUGGAGUAGUUCCGGGAAAGAAGUUCUCGGUGCCAACAAGCAGUAAAGACACAAGUAAGUGCAUUAAUGGACAAAUCAACCGUUCAAAAUAUGGAGAAACAGGAGUUCCAUGUGCUCUUGAUGCUAUUUUUGAACAAUACAAGAACACCAUGAAAGGGAACCAAGAUGUUUCUGCUCCUAACGAUUCUGGUGAGGUUUCCGUUUCCUUCACAGAUGAUGUUAGAACAUCAAGAAAAAGAGGCCUUACUGAAGGGAGCAGCGGAACCCAAUCAGCUCGAAAGGUUUUGGCAGUUCUUGGAGAAGGUUCAGCAGCAAAGCCGAGAAGAAAAGUGAGAAUGCUCGAUAACAUUGAGAAACCUAAUACUCUCUUCAACCAUUAUGCAAAUGGAGGUGGCUGGUGGGAUUGCAACAUGGAAGGCGUUGAUAACGAAGAAGUGGGAUGUAAUGAAGUAUGGGAAGGAAUGGGUUCUACUACCCUAGGGGGAUUGGAAUGGCACUGAACUAAGCGACGCGAGGAGAGAAAUGAAUUACAUACCCGAUGAAAGUCCAUGGUUUGGGUCUCGAGAGGGUAAAGUGUAUGCAGACCUUACCCCUACCUCGUAGAGAUAUAGAAGAUAUUGUUGCUAUCGAGACUCUUGAUGUCUAGAGUUGUUAGCCUAUUGUAAUAAGAUAUGUUAAUCUUAUAUACUUUUUGUAGACAUACUAAUCUUCCAAUUUAAUAUGCAUAAUAUGUUGUUGACG
This is a messenger RNA of Capsicum annuum, 1089 nucleotides long. RefSeq lists its product as uncharacterized. The transcript is spliced from 5 exons. Lineage: Eukaryota; Viridiplantae; Streptophyta; Magnoliopsida; Solanales; Solanaceae. Bases 162 to 848 code for a protein of 228 amino acids. The record is from RefSeq and is a predicted model, not a curated record.